GCCGAAAACAAUAACAAAAGGAGCAGUUGGGCAAAGAGGAGCAAGCGCAGCGCAGACGUCGAGGCUCCGUUUUAUACUUUUAUUUCUUCUGAGAAGAAACCUUUGACCUUUGUUUUUAUUCCAUUUUUCGAAAAGUAACACGACUACCUCACAUUUGAACGGAGUUGAACGUCGAUUUUUUUUUUGCUCUUUUAAAGCUUCCUCGCCUGCAGGUCUUGUUCUUUGUCUCCUCCACACGUCGAGCUAUGUGCCGCCGCCCUCUGCCUCUCCGAUGAGUCGCAACCACACGCCAUUGAUGCACUUUAGCACCUCCGCAGAGCCCCUCGUCCGCCGCUGCCGAGCCUGCAGCCGAUGACCGAAACGCCUCCCUGCCAUCGCCCAGCGUCGCUUUCCCUUCCCCUCGGCCCGACACCCACCACCCAGGAUGUUCCAGAGGUUCGCCAGCGUCCUGUUCGGCGGUGACGACGACGCCGCCGCACAGGAUCUGAGCCGCUGCGGCCGACCCAGAGACUGCCAGGAGAAAGAGGAGGAUGAGGACUGGAUCCUGGUCAACUUCCUGGCCGACUCCUGCUCCAGCCAGGCCGGGGACAGCCUCUCAAGGUCCACCGUCGGCCCGGAUGAGGACGAAGAAGACCUGGUGGUGGUGCCGUCCCCCAUGGCCAGCCCUCCUAUCCGCUACGCCUCCUGCACCUCCCUCAACUCCACCGCCGACACCGACCCGGACGGCGGCGGCGAGGAAGAGGAGGAGGAUGACGACGACUUCCAGCGUCUGGACGCAACCUCCCUGGAGGAGAGUUGGUUCGUCACCCCGCCGCCAUGCUUCACCGGCCGCAGCAACCAGCCCGUCCCAAUGGAGGCCAGCCCACUGGAGAACCUGCUGAUCGAACACCCCAGCAUGUCUGUCUACGCCUACCACAGCCCCCCCAGGCUCAACCUUGACCCCCUGCCCCGCUCCCUGGACCUUGAACUGGGCUUGUUGCCCGGCCAAGAGGCCACCACGCCGGCUGCCUCGGGCGGGAAGGAGAAAGGCAGGCGCUCCCUGGACACCCCCCGUCACAGAUCAGACGUGACGGGGAUCCAGCGUCGACCCGGCCUCCACUCGGUCUCCUACGCGGCGGCGCUCUCGGGCCGCGGUGCCCUUCUGCCCCAGCGCCCGAGCCUCGCCGGCCAAGCGCUGUCCCGCAAUGCCCUGCGGCGUCUCAACCUGCUGCACCCCCCCAAGGCCGGCGCCGUCCACCUGCACCAGCCCAGCCAGAGGCACCUCAACUUCUAAAUGCCUUCAAUCGUCGUCCUCCUCUUCCUCCUCCUCGCACCAGCGGCAAGUCAGGCUGGCUGGUCGUUUUUUCUUUUUUUCUGUCCCCUCCUGUUGUCACGGCAACCUCCUCUUUCUACCCCCUCCCAUGAGUAGAAUCAACGCUGUAGGUCACUUUACUCAGAGGCGGGCUCACCUGGCCCCAGCACGACUAUGUCACGGUCAACGUUCGAUAUCAUUUUUAUCACAUAAACAUCAUAAGCUGCACGAUGGGAAACAUCUGAGUUUGAUCUCCAUCGAAUGAGCGGACGACACAUUCGUAGAACCUCGGCAGCCGAACCCGCCUCCAACUUUGUAAUUAAGUACUUUUUUGCGAUAUUUUCUUCAGCGCAAGAAGAAAAAAAAAAAGACGUUGGAAAAAAAAACAGGGUUAGAUAUCACUAAACUUGCCUUGUUUUAACGGUAGCUUUCAGAUGAAUAGAAAUGUAAAAAAAAAAAAUGUACUUAAAAAAAAACAACAAAAUAUUUUUUUGGAAAAGUGUAAAAAUAUGACCUAUAAGUAUGAAGUUUGUAUGUUUGCUUGGGUCCGUGUGCGCCGUGUUGCAUGGUGGCGGGGAAGAAGACAAUUUGUUCUGACAUGAAUCUGCAGUCCAUUUCUCAGGGUCACAACCAAUCACUUUUAUACCUAAAAAUGCAGAUUUACUUGAUUCUUUUCUUUUUCCACUCAGACUUUUUUAGCGGUUCUGUCCCCCGGACUGAGCGAGGAAGUGGUUUUGGUUGAAUCCAUGACGAUGGAUUGAGACUUUUGCUCAGUUUUUGUUAUUGUUUCUAACGCUAGCUUAGUUACACUCUGAUACAACUAUUUAAACCAAAAAAAAAUGUAGAAAUGUUUUUUUGUUGUUGUUGUUGUUUUUUAGUCUUAAGUGUGUUUUUACGCCGAUGUUUUGUAACUUUGUUUUAUCUUGUCGGGCUCUGUGCUCUUAACAUGGCUGAUGAAUAAUAGUCCACCUUAUGAACUUGUCUGAAGCUCAUAUGUGAGGUUAAAAUGAUGUGUUUAGUUCUAAUUUUUUACCCACGUUGGUUUUUUUUUUGUUUUGUUAUUUUGUUCCCCCCGAGCAAAAAUGGGCUUCCUUAACAUUUGAAUUCCUAAGGAACGUAUAACACCUGCCCACUUCUUUUUACUGAUUUUUGUAUUUCUGUUGAUUCUUUCUAGAAAAUCUGCAAAGGGCACAUCAAACCUCAUUCUUUUUUCCCCCCAGCAGAAAACGACAUCAGACAUAAGGUUCACUGUGUGAUGGGACAAUACAAAAAGAUAGAAUGUUUGUGAGGUUAUUGAUCUGACUGUAAAACAAUCCAAUAUCUUGAAUGUCUUUAACUAUUUUUGUGUUAUGUUUAAAAAAAAAAAAAAAAGACAAGGGAUCGCAGGUUUGGUGUUUUUAUUUGUUUUCUUUUGAACUAACAGGGAUUUGUUUGUGUUCAAUGCCUUGAAAAUUGUGCAUCACGUGCCUUCCAGCUUGAAAUGUUCUUAUGCGUCAAUGAAGAACUUGGAUUCUUUUCAUGUCCCGAGUGGACGUUCUACAGACAAAAAGCAAAUGGACGCCAACUAUGCACCACUCAGCCCUCGACCCUUUUCUAAAGACUCCAACAAACCAGACAGAAUGAUGUAGCAAAACCUCCAGUUGUGCAAAGAAUAUUUUGUGGCAUUUUUACUGUUAUUGUUUUUUUUUUUCACCAAGUGUUACACAUUUUGUUUUUUCUUGUGUAGUUUACUGGAAUAAUACAGCACGUUUGCCAAAAAAAGAUAUAAAAAAAUAAACUAUGAUUUUUAGGGUUAACUUUUUAUUUAUCGACAUAUCUCUUUGUGUAUUUUGUAUGUAUGACGGUUCAAUUCACUUUGUUGAUGAAACAUGAAAUAUGGGGGUCAUCUGCUUUCAAUGUAAUGGUUCAUUCAUGUGAUCUUUUUCUAGUUGUAAAAUAAAUGUUUUCAUACACGCA
Molecule: messenger RNA, 3247 nt
Organism: Nerophis ophidion (straightnose pipefish)
Lineage: Eukaryota; Metazoa; Chordata; Actinopteri; Syngnathiformes; Syngnathidae
Gene: tp53inp1
Product: tumor protein p53 inducible nuclear protein 1
Exons: 4
Coding region: 425-1273 (282 amino acids)
Biological process (GO): positive regulation of DNA-templated transcription; autophagosome assembly
Cellular component (GO): nucleus; autophagosome
Source: RefSeq, a predicted model, not a curated record